AUGGGCACCAUGUACACGAUGACGCAGGACUUCUACAGGGGUAAGCUACUUGAUGCAGGUUUGGAAGUGGUUGUUCCGAACGAGGAAGACCGGGAGACCAUCCACAAUGUCAUCUUCAAUGAGCUCUGCAAAGGCACUGCGAAGGAGAAGUCGAGAAAGAGCUACGAGGCCAUCGCAAAGCGCCUGGAGGAGGCUGGCGCAGACUGCUUGAUCUUGGGAUGCACUGAAAUUGGAAUGCUGCUGCAUGAAGGCAAUACGCCUUUGCCUGUGAUGGAUACAACGUUGAUCCAUUGUCGGGUCGCCGUAGAUAGAGCGUUCAAAUAA
Messenger RNA from Symbiodinium pilosum, 324 nucleotides. Lineage: Eukaryota; Dinophyceae; Suessiales; Symbiodiniaceae. The record is from the annotation of a GenBank genome assembly.